This is a messenger RNA of Cercospora beticola, 1859 nucleotides long. RefSeq names its product Ted1p (gene TED1). The record is from RefSeq and is a predicted model, not a curated record. Gene Ontology annotation, molecular function: hydrolase activity. Lineage: Eukaryota; Fungi; Ascomycota; Dothideomycetes; Mycosphaerellales; Mycosphaerellaceae. Gene Ontology annotation, biological process: GPI anchor biosynthetic process. Gene Ontology annotation, cellular component: endoplasmic reticulum.
UGCCCGCCGAUACCAAAAGACCAGACUCCCGCAGCUGAGGCGCUUCUUGUGACCAUGACAAGAAUGCCGUUUCAAUGUCCGCUCUUUUCCUUCGCGUGCACCGCUUGCUUCUGCUUCCUACCUUGAUCGCAACAUUAUACCUUUACUUCUAUCCCAUUGUUCACCAAUGCAGCUUUCCCAGCAACACCAGCACCGGCCAGCCAGCGCCCUUUCGACUUCUCGCAUUCGGUGAUCCGCAGUUGGAGGGCGAUACCAGUCUGCCUGAUCAUGGACACACAGAACUCUUCCCCAGCAUACGACGCGUUAUCGACAGUAUCCAGAAGCAUGGCCUCGGACAGACCACGACCAGUUUGAGCAGCGAGAGCAGGAGACUAUGGCAUGAGGAUUUGCCGAGAGCAUUUAGAACAUAUCAUAAGAAGUUGGAUCUUUGGGGCAAUGAUCGUUAUUUGGCGCAUAUCUACAGGACUAUCAAAAGGGAUACAGACCCGACCCACGUCGUGGUGCUGGGAGAUUUGCUGGGCAGUCAAUGGAUAGACGAUGCCGAGUUUGGACGAAGAGCAGAACGAUUUUGGAAUACAGUCUUCACAGGCGCGGUGAAAGUGCCUAGCCAUGUUGCAGAAUUCAAAGACACUCCCGCAGAAGCGCUGGGCAAGGAUAAGAGCUGGAAGAACAGAAUCAUCACCGUGGCAGGUAAUCACGACAUUGGAUAUGCCGGCGAUAUCGAUUUCGAGCGCAUCGAGCGUUUCGAGAAAGCCUUCGGUCGUGUCAACUACGAAAUUCCCUUCUUCCUCAACGAUACCUCUACCGUGGACACCACAACCGGAAAACCCUCCACUCCCAAUCUGCGACUCAUGAUCCUCAACUCCAUGAACCUCGACGCGCCCGUGUCCAAUUAUGAUCUUCAUCUAGACAGCAACAAUCAUCUGAAUCAACGGCUCUACUGGGAGAUUCCGCAAGACCCCACAGCUGGCACAAUCCUCCUCACUCACAUCCCUCUCUACAAACCAGCUGGGAUCUGCACAGACGGGCCAUUCUUCGACUACUUCCCUCAAGAGCACGGCUCGUUCUUCUCCGGUGGUAUCAAAGAGCAAAACCACCUCAGUGAGGCCGUCAGCACCAGACUUUUGGAGGGCAUUGUAGGACCUGAACGCACUAGGAAAUCUAUCAUUCUCAAUGGCCACGAUCAUGCAGGGUGCGAUACGUACCAUUCGCGGACCAUUAUCGAGGACAUUCCGCCUCCGCCUGAACCACAACCGAGGUUGGACUACGAGGACGAUGAGAACGAGCACGACGAUGGCGAAGCAGACUCUCGACCAGAACGCAAACCCCGUGAAGCUCGGGAUGAACCUCCACGCCCGCCGCCUUAUGUGCCUGAGAAAUGGAUGAUUCAGAAAUAUCCGGAUGCCAGGAAAAGUCGGAUGAAGAAUGCGAAUCUGACAGGCGUGCGAGAGGUCACAGUGAGGAGCAUGAUGGGCGAAUUCGGCGGGAAUGCGGGCCUGCUGAGUGCAUGGUGGGACCAGGAGAAGCAGGAGUGGAAGUUUGAGUACGAGAGUUGCCAGGCUGGUGUGCAGCACAUUUGGUGGGCUGUGCAUGUGGCCGAUCUGAUCACACUUGGACUAGGCGCGUUUGGUGCACUACUGGCUGUUAUUGGUGGAGGAGCAGGCGGGCAAGGCAAGGCCGCCGUGGGCAAGAAGAAGAAGAACAAGAAGAAGGGAAAGAAGAAGGAGCAGUGAGUGACACUGAACGGAGUCACGAACGACGCGGUGUUGCGAUGAUAGUAUGUACACAUAGACACAGCCUAAUGCAUAUCUUGAACGUGUUGAUGAAAACCACUUUGCGACAAAUUCGGUCUCGCAUUG